Pseudomyrmex gracilis is the source of this 1499-nucleotide messenger RNA. Its product is annotated as minor histocompatibility antigen H13. The transcript is spliced from 6 exons. Gene Ontology annotation, cellular component: cytoplasmic side of endoplasmic reticulum membrane; membrane; lumenal side of endoplasmic reticulum membrane. Bases 280 to 1413 code for a protein of 377 amino acids. The record is from RefSeq and is a predicted model, not a curated record. Gene Ontology annotation, biological process: membrane protein proteolysis. Lineage: Eukaryota; Metazoa; Arthropoda; Insecta; Hymenoptera; Formicidae. Gene Ontology annotation, molecular function: aspartic endopeptidase activity, intramembrane cleaving.
AUGUGUUACAGAAAAGUCACAAAAUAUAUAUGUUUACGUAUGAAGAAAUAUAUCUAUGUACAAUGUCGAGACUUCAAAUUAUUAUAUCACAUCGCGAUGUUUAAUUCGCUGAAAUACAGAUUUGCGUUAAGAAUUGUCCUCCUUGCCGUUUUUCUUUCAUUUUAAAAAAAAGUGGGGGACAUCUGGUGUCGUGUCACUCGUCGUGUCGUGCUCGUCAUCGGUUGCGUCGGAUGCAUUGCGCGUUUGUUGUGUGUGUCAACCGUAUUCAAGUUAUUCAAGAUGGCAAGUAUGCUGGAGACGAUCGUAACUCAAGCGAGUGAAAAUGUAACGGACAUAAAAAAUGUGACGAGUACAAAAGAACACUUAACUCGCGAGGGAAUGGCGAUCGCGUAUGGGAGUCUUAUCAUCAUGGCUAUCCUGCCGAUUUUUUUCGGCAGCUACCGCGCCGUCAAGCACCAUAAGGAGCAGCAGCAACAGUAUAAAGAGAGCGGGGAACAGCCUGAAACAAUGUCUCGCAAAGAAGCUGCUAUGUUUCCCUUUAUUUCCAGUUUUACAUUAGUGGGUUUAUAUAUAGUAUAUAAGGUAUUUGCAAAGGAAUAUGUUAACUUGAUAUUGGCUGCAUAUUUUUUCUUCCUUGGUAUUCUAGCUCUGUGUCAUCUCACCAGCCCAUUGAUCUCAUCUUUGGUACCAGCUGCGAUUCCAAAGACACAGUAUCACAUUUUAUUUACAAGAGGAAAGGACGAUAAGGAGGAGGAUAUCAUUAAUUAUAAAUUUAAUCUACAUGACAUUGUCUGCCUUAUAUGCUGCUCAUUUGUAGGAGCUUGGUAUCUCAUGAAAAAACAUUGGAUAGCUAACAAUUUAUUUGGGAUAGCAUUUGCUAUUAAUGGCGUUGAGUUAUUGCAUCUCAACAAUGUUGUGACCGGAUGCAUCUUGCUCUGUGGUCUUCUGUUUUACGACGCCUUCUGGGUGUUUGGUACAGAUGUAAUGGUGACAGUCGCAAAAUCCUUUGAAGUACCUAUCAAACUCGUCUUUCCGCAAGAUCUUUUAGAGAAAGGCUUUGAGAACGCCGGUAAUUUUGCCAUGUUGGGAUUGGGCGAUAUCGUGUUGCCCGGUAUCUUCAUAGCUUUGCUGUUACGAUUCGAUAACAGUCUGAGCAGGAAGACGAACAUCUAUUUCUAUUCAACGUUCUUCGCGUACUUUAUGGGACUGCUGAUUACUAUGAUGAUUAUGAACUUAUUUAACCACGCACAACCUGCUUUGCUCUAUUUAGUUCCUGCGUGUUUAGGCACUCCACUGCUCUUGGCAUUAUUCAAGGGAGAUCUUAAAGCGUUAUUCUCGUAUGAGGAUCAUCCGUCUCAACCCGCGGCGCAACAAUCGGAGCAAGCACGAGUAGAAAAUAAGAAGGAUAAAUAGUAUUCUUAUUUAACGCGACGAAUGCGAUGAAGAACAAUUCUUAUUACAACUGUCUUUCGAGUUUAUCUUGCGAAACAAAAAAAAAG